Acanthopagrus latus (yellowfin seabream) is the source of this 1124-nucleotide messenger RNA. Its product is annotated as trace amine-associated receptor 1-like. Lineage: Eukaryota; Metazoa; Chordata; Actinopteri; Spariformes; Sparidae. Gene Ontology annotation, biological process: G protein-coupled receptor signaling pathway. Bases 24 to 1019 code for a protein of 331 amino acids. The record is from RefSeq and is a predicted model, not a curated record. Gene Ontology annotation, cellular component: membrane. Gene Ontology annotation, molecular function: trace-amine receptor activity. The transcript has a single exon.
AAUUAUUGCAGAAAUCGAGAAGCAUGGAUUUGAUUGUCAAUUUGACUUAUACUAUCAAUGACAUGCAUCCCUGCUAUGAAUCAGAUAACACAACUUAUGUAUUAACAAGUAACCCUUCCAUAAUAUGUGUAAUAUUGAAUAUUUUCUUGGGCUCAUUAUCUGUUGCCACAAUAUGUGGAAAUCUUCUUGUAAUAAUCUCCAUUAUUUAUUUCAAACAGCUCCACAUCCCUACAAACUACCUUAUCCUGUCUCUGGCAGUGGCUGACCUGCUUGUAGGACUUGUAGUUUUUCCUUUCAGCAUGGUAUUCACUGUAACCCUGUGUGUGUAUCAUGUAGAUUUAUUUUGUAAAAUACGAGACAGCUUUGAUGUAUCACUGUGCACAUCUUCUAUUCUUAACUUAUGUUGUAUUUCCAUAGACAGAUAUUAUGCAGUGUGUCAGCCUCUGACAUACAGAUCUAAAAUAAGUGUCCAUGUUACUGUGAUCAUGAUCCUUGUGAGCUGGUAUAUUUCAAUUUUAAUUGGAAUUGCAAUUAUAUUUGCAGGAUUCAGCCAAGGAACUUGUGAAGAAAUGUGCUCAGUUGAUGUUGUGUUGGCAAACACUAUAGGACCUGUCUUAUCAUUUUAUCUCCCAGCAAUCAUAAUGCUCUGCAUAUAUGUGAAAAUUUUCCUGAUUGCACAGAAGCAGGUGAACAGUAUCCAAAAUGCAGCCUGUCAGAGCACAAAGUCUAGAGUUACUUUCAGUAAAAUGGAGAAAAAGGCAACUAAAACUCUGGCUAUAGUUAUGGGAGUUUUUCUGUUAUGUAUGAUUCCUUACUUUUUUUGUAUUGUUUUUCAGCCUUUAGCUUAUAAAACCCCACCCAUUCCUGUGAUUGAAACACUUAACUGGCUUGCAUUGUCAAAUUCAAUGCUGAAUCCCUUCAUAUAUGCUUUCUUUUACAGGUGGUUCCGAUCAGCUUUUAGAAUGAUAAUUUCUGGAAAAAUGUUCCAAGGUGACUUUACCAACACAAGUUUGUUUUGAAAUAAUAUGCAGUGUUGAAAUUUCUACAUACUGCACACUGUCAAUGGAUUUUAGUACACUGAGACAAUAAAAUAUUAGAAAUAAAAAGGUGUGGAUAAAUCACGA